GCUUGCGCGCGAACGUCUUUUAUAGUGUUAUCGUAAAAUAAAAAAAUAUAAUGUGAAUUUAUCUUUAAAUAAGUGAUUAAUCUGUGCCCACCUGACUGAUAACUAGUUUGGUUUACGUGUCUUUUUUUUAGUUGCUAAGUUCCAGGUACAUUCAAAAAUGGUGCGUUGCCUUCUCAUAGUAUCAGUAAUCCUGGCAGUAGUGACGUCAGCAGUAUACUUCCAGUUCCUGAGAGCCCCCCCUCUCCCGGCGCUAGAGCUCGAUCAGUGGUGGGGCCCGGAGAGACUCAGGGAGAAGCAAGAUGACAGCGUGAGGCCUUUCAGGGUCAAGUUUAAGGAGACUAUGCUACAAGACCUGAGAGAAUACUUCAAAGUUUCCCGCGAGUUGACACCGCCUCUAGAAGGAGUGGGGUUCGAAUACGGCUUCAGAAGCGAAGUGGCGCAGAAGUGGCUGAAAUAUUGGGCUGAGGAAUACCCCUUCGCUGAGAGGGAGAAGUUCUUCAACCAAUACUCCAAUUACAGGACUUAUAUUCAGGGGUUGAGCAUACAUUUCAUUCAUGUUAAGCCUGAGGUGCCCAAGGGUACAGAGCUGGUGCCAGUACUGCUGCUGCACGGGUGGCCGGGGUCCGUGCGAGAGUUCUACGAGGCCAUACCGCUGCUGACAGCCGUGGACAGCAACAGGAACUUCGCGCUGGAGCUCAUCAUCCCCAGCCUGCCUGGCUACGGCUUCUCUGAUGCAGCAGUUCGUCCAGGACUAGGGGCAGCGGAGAUGGCGGUGGUGCUGCGGAACCUGAUGCACCGACUGGGGUACAAGCAGUUCUACGUGCAGGGGGGCGACUGGGGGUCCAUGAUCGGCAGCCACAUGGCUACUCUGUUCCCUAAGGAAGUCCUAGGCUACCACACCAAUAUGCCAAUGACCAUGGCUCCAGUAGCUACACUCCUGGAGGUGCUGUUCUCGUUCUGGCCAACCCUGGUGGUAGAGCCGCAGCUGGUAGACCGCCUGUAUCCUCUAAGUGCAAGGUUCAACAGACUGCUGCAAGAAACUGGAUAUAUGCACAUACAGUCCACCAAACCUGAUACCCUCGGAGUUGCUCUAUCAGAUUCACCAGUUGGUCUUCUGGCUUAUAUCCUAGAGAAGUUUUCCACCUGGACAGACUUCACCCUGACGUCAUCAUCCGACGGUGGACUGACCAAACACUUCACCCGAGAGCAACUCAUAGACAACAUCAUGGUAUACUGGAGUACCCAGUCCAUUACUACUUCCAUGAGGUUGUAUUCGGAGACCUUUAACAAAAGGCAUUCUGCGCAUAAUUUGGACAAGAUCCCCACAUCAGUGCCGACAUGGGCUCUGCAAGCGAAGUAUGAAUUGGCGUACCAGCCCCCCUUCAUCCUCCGUUUCAAGUACCCUUACCUCUUGAACACCACUGUGCUGGAGGAUGGGGGACACUUCCUAGCUCUUCAGCUGCCGCGCGUGUUCUCACAAGAUGUCCUCAAGGCUGUAGCGGCAUUCAGAGACUGGCACAAGAAGAACGCUAAAAGCGAAUUGUAGUUUUCCAUUUAAGUAACUACCAGCGAUGUGCUGUGCAAGUGCUGGAAUGUUCUUGAUGUAAUAACAUUAAAUUAAAAAUUUUAAAAACCCCCGACCAAAAAAGUACUCAAUUAUUAUGACAAAAGGUUAAAAAUGCUAAACCCUACAAAAAUUACUUAUCCCACAUAUGCUUGCAAGCAAACUGAGCGUGUAACUUUCCUAUCACACUUAACAAACGACCUGAUGACCUUGAAGACCUGAACCCAUUUCCACCAAAGAUAGCUAAGAACACUCUCGACUGAUAUACCUUUCAAACAAAAAAAGCCGCAUUAAAAUCGGAUCAUCCGUUUGGGAGCUACGAUACCACAGACAGACACCUACACAUUUACGCAGACACGUCAAACUUAUAACGCCCCGUCGUUUUUGCGUCGGGGGUUAAAAACUCCUUAAUGGUAAGGACACUGGCCGUUUUUUUUCUUCAAAUUGUUAUUUCUUGUACUCUGAUCCUAUCUGUAUAAAGAUUAGGUAAUAAAGCUCUUUUUACAUAA
Messenger RNA from Pectinophora gossypiella (pink bollworm), 2073 nucleotides. RefSeq names its product juvenile hormone epoxide hydrolase-like (gene Jheh2). The transcript is spliced from 8 exons. Gene Ontology annotation, molecular function: epoxide hydrolase activity. The coding region runs from base 158 to 1546 and encodes 462 amino acids. Gene Ontology annotation, biological process: epoxide metabolic process. Lineage: Eukaryota; Metazoa; Arthropoda; Insecta; Lepidoptera; Gelechiidae. The record is from RefSeq and is a predicted model, not a curated record.